Messenger RNA from Kuraishia capsulata CBS 1993, 1137 nucleotides. RefSeq lists its product as uncharacterized. The coding region runs from base 1 to 1137 and encodes 378 amino acids. The transcript has a single exon. The record is from RefSeq and is a predicted model, not a curated record. Gene Ontology annotation, molecular function: pre-mRNA binding; U6 snRNA binding. NCBI's taxonomy places the organism in Eukaryota, Fungi, Ascomycota, Pichiomycetes, Pichiales, Pichiaceae. Gene Ontology annotation, cellular component: U2-type catalytic step 2 spliceosome; U2-type catalytic step 1 spliceosome; Prp19 complex.
AUGUCCGGUCAAAACUUUUGGGAAAACGAGGACAUUCCGGCAGUAUGCGAAAAUUGCCUAGGAUCAAACCCAUAUCUGGAAAUGCAGCGAGAGAGAGAAGGUGCCGAGUGCAAGCUGUGCACCAGGCCUUUUACAGUGUUUAGAUGGAAUACUUCAAGAAGAGAUCAAAAAUACAAAAAAACGAUUAUAUGUUGGACAUGUUCAAGAGCUAAGAACUGCUGUCAGUCGUGUAUGCUGGAUUUAACUUAUGGAAUAGACCUGGAGACCAGAAACGCUGUGCUGAAACUGGCAGGCGUUAAGAGUAUUGGCCCUGGGGAACCUGUCAAUACGAUUUCGAAACAGUAUGUUGCGGAGGCUAAUGAGAGAAAGUUCAAAGAUCAGGCUCUAUUAGCACACGAGAAACACGACGAACAAUUAUUACUCGAAGAAGGCGAGAAGAGGACGAAAGCAAUCGAGAUGCUUUCUAGACUGGCACAGAAAUCAGCACACCGCGCACAGAACACAGACUCUGACAAAAAAGAGUCGAAGACCAAGCAAAAAAUGCAACAGAAGUACACUGCCGUGGAACUCAUGAAAGCAGCUGGAAAACUACCAUUCAACGGAACGUUGUUGACCCCACCCAAGGACGAAACUGUCAAAUCCUUUUUUCUGUAUGGCGUUACGGAUGACGUUGCUGAGUAUAUGGUGGCCAGUGUUUUUGAACGCAAGCUCAACGGGGAUGUUGAAGGCGUAGUAUUAAAUCAUAAAGCUGGAUGUGGCUUUGUUAGCUUCAAGAGCCGAGCCAAUGCGCAGGCCGUUGCUCAAACCAUUCUGGACCUGCAAACACAGCGAAACGCUGAGUUUUUGCCCACCACAUACAAAAAUCCAUGUCUUCUAUUAGUUGAGUCAACCCCCCUGAGGGUAGCGUGGGGCAAAGUACGCAGUAUAGGCACUACCAACUCUGAUCUUUACAAGAUCAACGCAGUGGCCUUGAAGCAGAUGAAGGUAUAUGCGGAGAAAGACAAUGGCAACCUGAAAGAAACCAGCUCCAAGAGAAAACGAGCAGACGACGAGGAGAACGACACGCAGAAGAAGAUCGCACCACCAGGAAGCGGCAAUGUUCAUUACAAGUCCAUGAAGGUCACACACGAUUUCUGA